AUGCAGUACAAAAUCCUGAUCGCUCUUUCGUCGUUUCUGUCGCUGGCGGCCGCUGCUCCCAAAGGCUUUCUUUCUAAGCGUAUCGACCAGGAUGAGAUUACCUGGGGCCCUCUCAUAGGUCUUGGACCUACUGCCGACGGUAUUGAGAUUACGAGCGUUGUUGCCACGAUCUAUCCCGGACAGAUGCCCAAGACUCAAGUCGGUGGCCUUUACAACUGGAUCGGAAUCAAUAACGAGACCGAGAAUGGAGACUUGGUACAGGGCAUUGUCGGUUCCUACAGUCAUGGCGAGAGUGAAUGCAAGGGAGCGAAGGCAGACUCAUUAUGGUGCAUCUCAUCAGAAGUCUAUGGAUGGGACACGAAACUGAAUAAGUGGAAUCAGUAUGUCGGUGAAGAGCGUAUGCUAGCUGCAACUCCUGAAGACGGAAUCACUUUCAAUUACACCCUGGUCAACCAGCAGACCGGACGCUGGUACCAGACUGCUCGCAAUGCACGCACGGGAGCGCUGUACGCCGAGUACAACAAGACCUCGCCGACCAUGACAAUGGUCAAUACUGCAGUGGAGUGUCAGUCAUGUACGCCUCCGACUGAUGUUCAAUACUGGAAGGAUAUCACCAUCAAGCUGUCUGGCGCCGACAAGAACUUUGGUAGCACUCUCUACCAGUCAAACAAUGCUACCAACACCAACCCUGUCACCAACGACAAUGGCAAGAUUUGGAAGAUUCAGAAUGUCACCAUUCCUGUUGUCCCUCCGCUUGCCGAUGUUAUUGGUUGA
Messenger RNA from Aureobasidium namibiae CBS 147.97, 774 nucleotides. RefSeq lists its product as uncharacterized. Lineage: Eukaryota; Fungi; Ascomycota; Dothideomycetes; Dothideales; Saccotheciaceae. The record is from RefSeq and is a predicted model, not a curated record. Bases 1 to 774 code for a protein of 257 amino acids. The transcript is spliced from 2 exons.